This is a messenger RNA of Drosophila kikkawai, 2334 nucleotides long. It is a transcript of the gene stet, whose product is annotated as stem cell tumor. NCBI's taxonomy places the organism in Eukaryota, Metazoa, Arthropoda, Insecta, Diptera, Drosophilidae. Gene Ontology annotation, molecular function: serine-type endopeptidase activity; calcium ion binding. Gene Ontology annotation, cellular component: membrane. The record is from RefSeq and is a predicted model, not a curated record.
UCACUUUGCCGGUGGAAAGUUUGCUUGUUUGUUGUGUUGCCUGGACGUAAAUGUGCAAUUUAUAAAUAAAUAUUCAUUAUUUGUGGGUGAAAACCAAAAGAAAGGAAAUAGAGAAAAGGAGUUCUUAUUGCUACCAUCACUGCCAGAGUAGCUUGGAUCCCACAAACCAAACCUGGAGGAUAGCCGGAAUCAUCAGGAUGUGGCCCGGCUCCGAGCGUGGAAGCUCGCGGGCACUAGAGUUCCCAACGAGCCAGCAGAAUGCCGGCGGUAGUAGCCAGCAGGAAACGCUGGCCGACAUCGAACACAUAUCCACCAUAGCCGGAUCUUUGGCGUCCAUUGGCUCCAUUUCGCACACCCAAAUGCGUUACCAAUGCACCAAUGAUGCCGGCUAUGACACGGAACACACCUCCCUCAACUCGGAUUUUGAUGAAGUUGAGCUUCGCAGGGAGUUACUGAGAGAUAAAUGGAAACUACUUUUUGAUAUGUUCGAUCCGGAAGGUUUCGGGGAAAUAUCCUUCGAAGAAUUCGUUUUGGCCCUAAGAUCGCCAGAAUUUCUAUCCCAAGUGCCUAUGAACAAGCGAGAGCUGCUGCUGGAGCGGGCCAAGAAGGCGCAACUGCCCACAGGACCCGGCUACGUGACGUUCCAGGACUUUGUGAAUGUGAUGAGCGGCAAGCGUACACGAAGCUUCAAAUGCGCCGUACACCAUCGAGAUCGUGAGGUUUGCUCUGAGAACGACUUCCAGCUUGUGCUUAACGAACCGCCACUCUUCCGGAAAAUGGUGCACGCCGUUGCCAUGGAGAUCCUGCCCGAGGAGCGGGAUCGCAAGUACUAUGCCGAUCGCUACACCUGCUGUCCGCCUCCAUUCUUCAUUAUCCUGGUCACCGUAGUGGAGCUGGGCUUCUUUGUGUAUCAUUCGUUGGUCACGGGUGAGGCAGCGGCGCGGGGACCCAUUCCCUCGGACUCCAUGUUCAUCUACCGUCCAGACAAGCGGCACGAGAUCUGGCGCUUCCUCUUCUACAUGGUGCUCCAUGCAGGAUGGCUGCAUCUCGGAUUCAAUGUGGCCGUGCAGCUGGUUUUCGGUCUGCCCCUGGAGAUGGUACACGGUUCCACGAGGAUCGCCUGCAUCUACUUCUCGGGCGUGCUGGCGGGAAGCUUGGGCACCAGCAUCUUUGAUCCGGAGGUGUUCCUCGUGGGCGCCAGUGGUGGAGUGUACGCACUGCUAGCCGCCCAUCUGGCAAAUGUUCUGCUCAACUAUCACCAGAUGCGCUAUGGAGUGAUCCGAUUGCUUCACAUUCUGGUUUUCGUUUCCUUUGAUUUUGGCUUUGCCAUCUAUGCCCGCUAUGCUGGCGAGGAGCUUCAGCUGGGCUCAUCGAGCGAAUUCCAGUCCAUAGAUCAGACUGAAACGGUGGUCGCUGUUUCGUUUGUGGCCCAUUUGGCAGGAGCCAUAGCCGGCUUGACCAUAGGCCUCCUGGUACUCAAGAGCUUCGAGCAGAAGCUGCACGAGCAGUUGCUCUGGUGGAUCGCCCUGGGAACGUACUCGGCUCUGGUUGUCUUUGCCAUUGCCUUCAAUAUAAUGAAUGGAUUCGCCAUGUUUAACGUUCGAGUGGAGAAAAUACGCGUUACAGAGACGUAUUUCAACGACUUUCAGGUGUAGGAGAUCCCAGAAGGAUUCUCAAGAUUAGAAAAAUAAGAUAAUUUCGCUUAAAUUUUUGUUCAUUGCGUUCCGUUGAAGUUUUUAUUGUUUUCGGGCGUCGAUUUAGUUUACCCGUUUAUUGUUUUGUUAUAAUUACGGUGUAUCUGUAGAAUCGGAUAAAUCCGCGCAGCCUCUUUAGAUGUAUGCUUACUUGUAUUAUCGGCGUUAAUUUUGUUUUCAUUAAUAGUUAAGUGCAAACUAUAUUGAAUAUUUACAACAAAUCGAACUGAUAGGUGUGUAAAAUAAUGCUCAAGGAAUUCGAUAUUUAAAGAUAUAUAUAUAUAUAUAUACAUAUAUAACUGCAGAAUCAGAAGACUUUAUUUUUAGGAGAUAAGAAAGAAAACUCCACAAGAAAGUGUAAAAAAAUAUAAAUAAAAUGCGUACAUAUGUGCUUAAAGGGCUACAUGGAAACCAAUAUUGGCAAUAUUUAUUCGAAAUUCACAGGCCUUACAACAAUUUGAGAUAACUACCUCUACAACUAAUAAAUAAUAUUUAAAUGCAAUCGAUAAAUUUUAUUGAUAUAGCCGAGCAUAAUCGAGCACUGCCAGCUUCAGGGGAUCAAUUAAGCACCAGUAGAAAUAAAGCAUAAAUUUACACAUUUCGUAUUUACACAGUUUGCUUUUUAACUUGUAAAUAAACA